Messenger RNA from Naumovozyma dairenensis CBS 421, 1767 nucleotides. It is a transcript of the gene RTG2, whose product is annotated as Rtg2p. Bases 1 to 1767 code for a protein of 588 amino acids. Gene Ontology annotation, biological process: regulation of transcription by RNA polymerase II. NCBI's taxonomy places the organism in Eukaryota, Fungi, Ascomycota, Saccharomycetes, Saccharomycetales, Saccharomycetaceae. The transcript has a single exon. The record is from RefSeq and is a predicted model, not a curated record.
AUGUCUGUAAUUUCUGAUAGUGAUAACGAAACAGAUGUCGUCUCAAGAAGUUUAUGUGGUGUCGUCGAUAUAGGUUCCAGUGGUAUCCGAUUCAGUAUCUCUUCGAAGGCAGCUCAUCAUGCUAGGAUAAUGCCCUGUGUCUUUAAAGAUAGAGUAGGAGUGUCCCUACAUGACGUCCAAUAUGAACCUACUACGUUGAAAAAGAUUCCAAUCCCGCAAGGGAUUAUAAAUGAAAUUUGUGCAGCUAUGAAGAGAUUUAAAUUAAUAUGCGAAGAUUUUGGUGUUCCUGAAUCAAGCGUAAGAGUUAUUUCUACUGAUACUGCUAAGAAUGCUUUAAAUGCAGAUGAAUUCUUGAAUGCAAUCUACGAAAGUACAGGUUGGAAUGUAGAGUUAUUUUCUAGAGAGGAAGAGGCAAGAACCGGUGUUUAUAGUGUAACCUCUUCAUUUAAUACAGUAAGUGGGUUAUAUUUAGAUAUCGGUGGAGUUACUACCCAAAUAUCAUGGGUUAUUUCAGCAGAAGGAGAAAUUUUACAAUCAUCCACCCCCGUUUCGUUAAAUUACGGUUCAAGUUCGCUUUCAAGUAGAUUAAAAUUGGAAGAUAGAAGGGCGAUUUUCUUCGAAAUAAAGAAUGCUUUCAAAGAAGCCAUAGAUAAAAUAUCUAUUCCCGAACAUAUGUUGGAAGAAGCAAAGGCAAAUGGUGGAUUUGAUCUAUGGACUAGAGGGGGCGGAUUUCGAGGAAUGGCUCAUUUGUUAUUGGCUGAAUCCAAAAGCUAUCCAAUCCAAACGAUUAUUAAUGGGUUUUCAUGUAAUUAUGACGAAUUUUCAUCAAUGGCAGCGUACAUAUUUUUGAAAGACCAUAUCCCUUUUUCGAAAGAAAAGAGAAUCUUUAAAGUAUCAGAACGAAGAGCACAACAGAUGCCGGCAGUCGCACUACUAGUAAGUGCAGCGUUCGAAAGUUUACCUCCAAUUAAAACCAUCCAUUUCAGCGAAGGUGGUGUAAGAGAGGGAUGUCUUUAUUCAAUUUUGCCAAGGGAUAUACGAGCUCAAGAUCCGCUAUUGAUUGCUUCAAGACCAUAUGCUCCUUUGUUGGCUGAAAAAUAUUUAAACUUACUAGGUACUUCCAUUCCACAAAAUGAAAUCCCUAAAUUAGUAUUGGAACGCAUUGCUCCAGCGUUAUGUAACUUAGCGUUCGUUCAUUCCUCUUAUCCUAAAGAGUUACAACCAACUGCUGCAUUACAUGUUGCUACAAGAGGUAUUAUUGCCGGCUGCCAUGGAUUAUCGCAUAGGAUUAGAGCGCUAAUUGGUAUUGCUUUAUGUAAUAGAUGGGGUGGUAACAUACCUGAACAGGAAGAAACAUAUAUGCAAGCUCUUGAAGAAAUGGUGUUACGUGAAGAAGAAAGAAUUGAAGCGAAAAGAAUCAUUUGGUGGACGAAAUAUAUUGGAACUAUUAUGUAUGUUAUUUGUGGUGUUCAUCCAGGAGGGAACAUAAGAGAUGAUGUUUUUGAUUUUUAUGUCAAACAACAAACUCAAGGCCAAAAUUCAAAGAGUGAUCGCAUACCAAAGGAGUUACGUAGUAUUGCGUCAUAUACGGCGGUAAAUCCAUCACCGAAACAUCGUGAAUUUGAAGUAAUUGUAAGAAUUAGUAAAGACGAUCUAAAAACAAGUGCAUCGGUAAGAUCAAGAAUCAUUACAUUGCAAAAAAAAGUCAGGAAACUGUCUAGAGGUAGUUCUGAAAAGGUAAAGAUAGGAGUAAUGUUUCAUGAGUAA